UGCAGUAAGUUCUUGACAGUGCAGAGAAAGAAGAACACCAACAGCUGCUCUUGCAGGCGGAUUUUCUUUAGGAUCCUUACAAAGCUGCUUGCUGCUGUGUUUUUUUUUUUUUUUUUUGACUGCUGCUGAGGUGUUUGUGGUCCAGGAAAGAUCCUCAGCAAUGUUCGUCCCCAAGAAUCUGAAGCCUGGAACCCUCUCCAUGCAGCAGACUCCACUGACGUCCUUGUUGCUCUUGUGGAAGUCUAUGAUGAGUUCUUUUGUUUCUGGAGCAUUAAGGUCAGGUUGUUCCACACCGUUCUGUCAGUCUCUGGAUUUCAUCACUGUAUGCUGUUCCAGCUUUAACUCUGACUGGUACACAGAGCCGACACCGGAGACUCUUUUAUCACAUCAUACAAAUCGUCUCCUUCUAAAAUGUGCACGUCCCUGUGAACGAGCUGUUACUAUGGAAACGAAAAGGUACCAGAGUGAGUACAUUAAUAUAAACCUAAGCUCCAGACAGAGCUGCUGUUAGAGAGAAUUAAUCAACACCUGAACACCAAUCAGAGUCCAGAACUCAGCAGAUCUGUGGUGUAAACAUCAUAUGCAGUAUUUUUUAUUUGUAAUAAACUAAUGAGGUGUCACAGCAGUGCAGGGGAGAAGUGAUCAAAUAUCACAACAGUGCGGGUGAGAAGUGAUCAAAUAUCACAGCAGUGCGGGUGAGAAGUGAUCAAAUAUCACAGCAGUGCAGGUGAGAAGUGAUCAAAUAUCACAGCAGUGCAGGUGAGAACUGAUCAAAUAUCACAGCAGUGCAGGUGAGAACUGAUCAAAUAUCACAACAGUGCAGGUGAGAACUGAUCAAAUAUCACAACAGUGAUUUGGCAAAAAACAAUUUGUACAAAAGAAAGUUAAUACGUAAUAUAUUAUAGUUCUGUGCACAUAAUACACCCCUUGUGCACACACACAAAGCUGAGGAUCAAAAAAUAUCAGGUGAAGCUCCUGAAGAUGAAGGAGAACCAAGCGGAGAACCGGAGACGAAGAAGAGGAAAUUGGACGAGGAUAAACAGACAGGAGAGAAGAAGAAACAGAGAGGACAAAACAAGUCGAGACCUCGCCCGAAACCUCACAGCUACGAGGAACGAAAACUCUGUCCCUCAGUCAUACCGGUGUUUACACACACACACACACACACACACACACACACACACACACACACACACGUGCGCACGUACACACACACUCACAUGCACACACACACGCACACACACAUACACACACACACACAUGCACACUGUUUGUUUUAAAAUUGCUCGUAUUGUACAGUAAUUCAGAGAGUGUGUAAACCUGGGUGUGAACAGUAACCUUUUACACACACACUUUGCUGAAACUCUUAAGAUCAGAGUUCGAAGGUGAAGAUCUUAACAGGAAUUAAUAAUGAGGUCUGAAAGUCCGGUGUGCUUCCGAGUCGUUUUCCUGGUCGUCAUCAUCCUGCUGUGUGCUGAAGGAUUAUUCUACAUUCUGUACACACAUAAAACCACCAUGCACCACAACAUCGCUAAAGAAGAAGAAGAAACUCUAUGUUCUGCAAACCACAUCCUGCAGGACCAGGACACGGUGGUGUUGGUGUGGAUGUGGCCGUUUGGACACGAGAUGAAGCUGAGUUCCUGCAGCGAGUUGUUCCACAUCACUGGAUGUCGCCUAACUGAUGACCGACGUGAGUAUGACAAAGCUCACAUAGUCAUGUUUCAUCACAGAGACAUCUACAGAAACAUUUCUGAGCUGCUGAGGAUGAGGAGACCAGUGAUCCAGACGUGGGUGUGGAUGAACAUGGAGUCUCCUGCGAACUCUCAGAGACUAGCUCAGCUGGACGGCUUGUUCAACCUGACGGCAAGUUAUCGCAGAGAUUCGGACAUCUGGGUUCCUUACGGGAGAAUCGUAGCAGCAUCCAAGGAGCAUGAAACCUUUAAGAUCCCACACAAGGACAAAUUAGUCUGCUGGAUCGUCAACAACUGGAACUGGAGCUUUAAAAGAGUUCGAUAUUUCACUGAGUUACAGAAACACGUCUGGAUUCACACGUACGGCGGAGCCUUUAAAAAACACCUAAGUGUUAAAGAGUACUAUAAAACCAUAUCGAGCUGUAAGUUCUACUUGUCCUUCGAGAACUCCAUUUACAAAGACUACUUCACAGAGAAGCUGUUUAAUCCUCUGAUGUCUGGCACAGUUCCUGUGGUUCUCGGUCCACCCAGGGAGAACUACGAGGAAAUUAUUCCCUCAGAUUCAUUUAUUCAUGUGGACGACUUCAAAUCUCCUCAGGAACUGGCAAAACAUCUCAAAUAUCUGAACCAGAACCAGGAGGCUUAUGAACGCUACUUCACCUGGAGACAACACUUCACUGCUGAACGUUCAUAUUUCGGUCUAGAACACGCAUGUCGAAGUUGUGAGCAUAUAAAGAACAAUAAGGCGUACAGAGUGUUUAAAAAUCUCAGUAAGUGGUACUGGGGUUAGCUUUUAGCUGAAAGCUUCAGUUCACACAAAGAAUUAUUAAACUCAUAAAUCUAGAAAAGUCCCAAAACAUCUUUUUUCUUUUUUUUUUUAAUGAAA
This is a messenger RNA of Tachysurus fulvidraco (yellow catfish), 2577 nucleotides long. RefSeq names its product 4-galactosyl-N-acetylglucosaminide 3-alpha-L-fucosyltransferase 9-like. The record is from RefSeq and is a predicted model, not a curated record. The transcript has 2 exons. Lineage: Eukaryota; Metazoa; Chordata; Actinopteri; Siluriformes; Bagridae. The coding region runs from base 1411 to 2481 and encodes 356 amino acids. Gene Ontology annotation, cellular component: membrane. Gene Ontology annotation, molecular function: alpha-(1->3)-fucosyltransferase activity.